Rhinichthys klamathensis goyatoka is the source of this 1907-nucleotide messenger RNA. RefSeq lists its product as uncharacterized. Bases 210 to 1907 code for a protein of 565 amino acids. NCBI's taxonomy places the organism in Eukaryota, Metazoa, Chordata, Actinopteri, Cypriniformes, Leuciscidae. The transcript is spliced from 6 exons. The record is from RefSeq and is a predicted model, not a curated record. Gene Ontology annotation, molecular function: GTP binding; protein binding.
CAAUAAGUCUACAAUGGCUUUUUCCUGCUGUCUGGACUUUAGAAUAAAUGUAGAUUCUAGAACUGUCAUUUAACAGUUGUACAUUUCUGUGAAGUUAGCUUAAUUUGACUGCAAAUGUCAUGUCCAUAAUGCUGGGAUAGCUCAUAUCUGCAUUAUUGUUUGUGUUUUUUCAGCUGACUUGGGUGGGAAAGAAUCAUUGAAUAACAGUGAUGGAGCAAAGAGAACCAUCAGAUUCAGAAAAGCAUGCAGAAUGUUCCCCACAAAACAGAACCUCAGAAACAUGGAAAAAGCUGAAUAAAAUGGAUGACUGGACGAAAGAGGAUGUCCGUCAAUGGCUCAUGAAGUUGAAAGACCUUCAGAAGUAUGCUGAUAUGCUUUACGAUGAAGAUGUUUCAGGAGCCGCUCUCAUUUUAUUUGAUAAACAAGACUUUCUAGAUCUUGGUUUAAAGCAUGGACCUGCAGUUCAACUGGUUAAAACCGUGGCCCUGUUCAAAACAUCCUCAGAAAAUGUUGAGCACAGUGCCAUACCCAAGGUCACAGAUGGAUCAGUAAGGACAUCUGCAACACAGCAUUUUCAGCAAGAAAAAGCACCAGCUGAAAGUCCUACCAUUGGAUCUGCUGAAUUGGAGACAUCAGCACACUUCAGCAUUGAAGAAAAUAUGGUUGGUAAAUCAAGUGUACGGAGAUGGUCAGAAGACAUACCCAAAUAUACAAGCAAUGGAAGGGAGUCCUUCUAUGAUGCAUCACCUUUUCAAGAAAAGAAGGAUCUACUAUUGGAGGAACGGGAUGAUGGCAUGUACACAAAAGUAGAUGGGGCAAAUGGUGCACAAUCCCUGGCUUUACCUUUGACACAUUGCACAAAACAAACAAAUAAUGAGGGGAAUGAGACCAAAGAAGACCUGAGUAACUCUGCAUUUUGUUGGUGUACGCCUCGGCCCUUUGAUGAAAGCAGCACAACAUUUGAAUACGUCCAAAAUCAUAUACUUCCACCUGAGACUGGUCCAAGCAAUCUUAUUGACCCUCUGCAUGAGUACAAGCUCAUGCUGAGGACAUCCGAGACCAACACAUUCAAUGGUGAUCUGGACGAAACAGAGACUGAACAAAAAGGUGAGCUCCGGAUUGUCCUGCUUGGAAAGACAGGGGUUGGGAAAAGUGCAACAGGAAACACCAUCCUUGGAGAAAAAGUCUUUGAAUCAAGUGCUUCAUCUUCAUCUGUUACUAAAAGAUGUAAAAAGGAAACUAGGAUUAUUAAUGGAAGAGAAGUUUCAAUUAUUGACACCCCUGGUCUUUUUGACACAAGUAUGAGCGAAGAAGAGAUAGAGAAAGAGAUUAAGUUGUGUAUAUCUUAUUCUGCUCCAGGUCCACAUGCCUUUCUAGUUGUUGUUAAACCAGAAAGAUUCACAAAAGAAAAUGCAAAAACAAUACAAUUAAUUGAGAGAAUAUUUAGUGAAGAGGCAAGAGAUUAUACUAUGGCACUGUUUACUCAAGGAGAUCAACUAGAGCAGGACAUUAAGACAUUUAUCUGCAGUAAUUCCGCAUUACGGGCAUUUGUCAGGAACUGUAUGGGACGUUAUUUCGUGAUUGAUAAUAGGAAGCAGGAUUCACCACAGGUUAUGCAGCUGGUGGACAAUAUUGAUAAAAUGGUUAGUGAUAACUGCGGUGAAUACUACACUAAUGACAUGCUUCAAGAGGCAGAGAAAGCAAUUGAGAAGGAGAAACAACGAAUCCUGAAAGAAAAUCAAGAACAACGAAAGAGAGACAUUGAUGCUCUAGUGAAGAACAUGUGUCUAAACAUUAAAAACAUAGAACAAGAAAAGCAAAUAGAGAAAAUGAAAAAGCAGCUUGCAGAGAAGGAGGAGAAAAAGAUAUCUGAUGACCAUUGCUUCUCUCCCACAGAACAGCUGUGA